AUGGCAGACGACUCUUCAGGCUCGUCGCGGCCUAUCGCAGGUCCCUCAUCCCAACCGGACAACCCAGCCAUUGAACAGCCAAGCAACGGCGGCAUGCCAUCACUGGAAGCCCUAGCAUCAGGCCCAUACGCCACCGACGCACAAAUCCCGCAUCCACCGCCCUUCUACCACUCUGCAUCACAAGCAGCAUCCUCGUCGAUCGCAUCCAUACGUUCCUCUCUUCAUCGCUUCCCCACACCCAUCCUCAAGAUCCAACGUGUCAACCAGCUCGAUGCCGAGCUUCUCGAUCGCGAACUUGCCGAGCUUCUUCUCGACCCUGUCAAGAAAGCACUUGGCACCAUCCGCUCAACCCUCCCUUCUGACCUCGAGCCAGAACUCCUCCUAUUGCUCAAGCUUGCUCUGUUCAAAUUUAGCAUCGUCGACCGCGGCGCUUCUUACGGAUCCAUGCUGCAGAACCUCAAAUACCGCAACGAAUGGGCUCAUCGAGGCGCACUCCAAUCAACAGCACGUGAUCAACCACUCUCCCAAUUGCAGCUUACACUAUACCCACUGCUCACCAUCAUAGCCCCCUACGCUGGCUCAAAAUGGAAAGACCACAUGACAUCACUCAGCUACUCCGAUAUGCCUAACAAUGACCCGCGGCGGUUACUCUGGAAGCUUACGCACGCAUCACAGCGCCUAUGGUCCGCUCUAGUGUUGGCCAACUUUGCACUCUUCUUGGCAGGCGGAAAGUUCAGGAGUGUAGCAGAUCGAGUGUUGGGCAUGCGGCUGACAUAUGCGCAUAGGACAAUGAAUCGCAACGUUUCCUUCGAGUUCCUGAAUCGACAGCUGGUCUGGCAUGCUUUCACAGAGUUCUUGCUCUUUUUGCUGCCACUAGUCAGGCCGAAGCGCCUCUUAAGGAGGCUGUUGAAGCUUCCCACCCACCCCAAGCUUCUCGCUGUCGUGUUCAAGUCCCUGCCAUUGGCGAUCAGCACAAGCUUGGGUAUCAGGCAGGAUGCAGCUGGACGCACACGUUUCAACAGGAGCGACAUUUCAGUACCUAUCCUAAAGAACAUCGUUGGCGGCAGCUCCAAGUUUAUCGCGAAGGCCAAGAAGGCUCCCACAGAAGAAGUUGAAGCGGAGGAAGGACCGUACGCACACCUCCCGGUCGAAGUAUGCGCAAUAUGCUAUCAGCGUCUAGAAUCACAAUCCGGCCUUAGACGAGAUCCUACCAAGAUCGGCACAGGAGCACUCAGCAUGGGCAUCCCAACCUCAGACCCGCUCGAUCCGAGCUCUGGCUUGCUUGCGCCCAACAGGCCCAACUCUGCCUCGCAGCCACUAAAUGCUGGGACAGGAGCGACCGGCUCGGACCCAGCAAGAAAUGCAGUGUUGGGCGUGUCUUCCGACGGUAUCACGUAUGCAGAUGCGAUUGUUACCACGCCUUACGAGACAGUACCGUGCCAUCACGCCUACUGCUAUGUUUGCAUCGCCAAGCAGCUUCUAGACGAGGAAAUGGAGGAUGAGCUUGACGAGGAAGAUGAUCACGGUCAGAGAGGUUGGCAGUGUUUGAGGUGUAACACGAGGGUUAGGGAGACAAGGCGAGCAGCGGUGGCUCAGCUCAGCGGCGAUCAGCUUGAUACGAAUGAUGAAGCGAGCGGUGCUGAGAAGGAGGAGGAGGAAUACGAGAAGGAGGAGGAGGAAUACGAGAAGGUAUAG
Messenger RNA from Ustilago hordei, 1695 nucleotides. RefSeq lists its product as uncharacterized. The record is from RefSeq and is a predicted model, not a curated record. The transcript has a single exon. NCBI's taxonomy places the organism in Eukaryota, Fungi, Basidiomycota, Ustilaginomycetes, Ustilaginales, Ustilaginaceae. The coding region runs from base 1 to 1695 and encodes 564 amino acids. Gene Ontology annotation, biological process: protein import into peroxisome matrix. Gene Ontology annotation, cellular component: peroxisomal membrane. Gene Ontology annotation, molecular function: zinc ion binding.